AUGUCCGUUCAAAGCAAAAAUGUCGGAUUUGAGCUUGAUGAUUCGGAUUUUCCGGAACUGAAUGCAAAGAUGACAGGAAGGAAGGAGAAGGGACGGCGAGGCGCUGGUGCAAAAUUGACGCGUCAUGAGAAACAUCAAGCGGUUCUCGUUAAGACCAUCGACGAUCCGGACCAGGUGCUCGGAAAGCGACGCAAGGAGAGGGUCUCGUCGGAGUGCAACGACGGAUACGCGCUCAAUGUCGCCUAUUCGCUCAACAAGAACAACCGGUGGAACGAGGUGACGGCGGGAUCGCUUCUCGAAAAUGGGACCGAAUUUCCGACGUGCGUCGUCGAACGAGUGAUGACGGCGAAAGAUACUGACGCGAACGUUGUUGCUUUUCACACGCGCGAUGAGACUGGUGAUUGCCGGGUCCAGACCAUCUCGGGAAGAGGAACUAAUUUGAAUGCCAUUCAUACCGGUGAAGGCAAGAAGAGUCGCGGUAGGCGUGCCGCUAAAGAGGCGGAAGCGGCUGCGGCGCUUCGCGAUAGCUCGCGUUCGUCGUCUGACGCUGCUGAAACGGCCACCACUGGUCCACGGGUCCAGUAUAAUAUCUACAAACCGCACAAAAACCAUCGCGUGUUGGCUGGAAAACUGUUCAGUCGAAACUAUAACACCAAAAAGGCUGGCAAAGUGCGAGCCCAUUUGAAAAAAGUGGAAAUGGAUGACAUCGAAGGGAGUGAGCUCGAGCAAAGUAUCCAUGUCGAUGAGGCAAUUUACAAGCCGAGUCGCGAUUUCAAAUUCUGUCUUGGCGAUUAUCUCGCCGACGCCGAAAAAAUCUCGAAGCCGACGGCAGCGGUGUACGUCAGACGGCAGAGCAUUGAGAGUAUGCAGCAGGCGUCGGACACAAUGGAUGAUUGCGACGAUUUGAGCCCGAAACCGUUUUAUCUUUUGGACAUUUCCGCUAUCCUUCGCACACCGGUUGCGUUUGAAUGGGUUCUUUUGGACACAUCGAAAUGGGACAACUACAAUUUUGUGGAUCAAAUUGAGCGACUCGGAACAAAUGAGAAGCUCGAUGUUCAAUGGCUUGAUGCUGACAAGAAGCGUGUUUCAAUUGAUGCUUCGCGAUUGGCUACCGAUCAGACGAUUGCUGCCCCAAUACUUGUCAUCGUCAUCGAGAAAAGCGUUGAGAAGAAGAAAAAUGUCAUUCGGGUUCUCUUGAACUCCCAUGUCGCUCCAACCGGGCCGUUUUCGUGGCAAAUUCUGAAAUCGCUUUUGAAGCACGCCAACCAAAUCGAGGAUGUGAUCCAUGUUUUGGCGAAACUUGUUGGCGAAUGGAAAGAAGGUCGCGCACCUGAAUGCCUCGAUCGACGGGGAAAAGCGAAAAGUCGAUUUGAAAUCCACCGCGAAAAUUUUCAUUCGGCGUUCAACAGCAUUCUAAUGGCAAGACCUGCAAAGGUGCUUACCGUUGAACGAAUGGCUUCAUUAGUCAGAGAGGAAGGACGCAACAUGAAGACACAAGACGAUUCAUUCGAACAUGUCGAUUAUGACAAUGCGGAAUUCUGUGAUGACGAAUCCGAGAGAUCAUCGCCAAAAGUAAAAUGCAUCUCGUGCGACACAUCGGUUUCCAAUGAAUUGUUCGAGCUCGAUGACUGCUGGCAAUGUCGUCAAUGCCUUCGACAAAUAAUUAUAGAGCAGAUUCGCGCCAAAGCCGUGCCAUUGGAGAUCCCAUUCGUCGUCAGUGAGGGACAAUCGGUGUAUGACAUUUUGCCAGCUAUCAUUCCGUUGCCUCUUUUGCAUUUCUAUACAAUGAUGACAGCCACCGAAAUGCUUCAGCAUUCUGACGCCGACAUCGGCGAUCUCGGCGAGUGUCCAUCAUGCAAGCAACUUGUUCAUAUCGAUCGUCCAAAUGAGUACAAUACUUGCAAUUGCGUAUCGUGCGGAAUUCAUUGGUGCGUCGAAUGCGGCUCGGAGCCACACUGGCCAAUGAGUUGCGCCUCAUUUGCCGGGUGGAUCGAAAAAUGGGAGCGCGAGUUCGAGCUUCACUAUCCCGAGCGCACCGAAUCAUUGAAGAGAAUUGUGUGCGCUUGUGGCUUUGAGAUCGAAUGCCGCUUGGACGCGAACCGCGCCGAAUGCAAAGGAUGUCGACGUGUAUUCAAUCCGAAGACGCUUCAAAUGCUUGCAGCCACCUAUUGGCAGAUUAAUGAGCAAACUGGCGAACUCGAGCGCCUCUAUGAUCCUCGCGAUUUUCUUGAAGCACGCGAGACGCAGAUUGUUCCAGCGCCGAAAACUAUCAAGAAAGAGUUCAGUAACGUCUGCGGACAGGCACGCUAUCUCCGCAUUUCAAAGAAGUCCGAAUUUGAGAAGGCGAUCCGCAAACUUAAGAAUAGCCACGCGGGCGUGGAAAAACUUCGCGAAAUCCGCAAAACGAUCCUUUUGAUCGUUGAGAACGGAUUAGGAUUUGUAUAUAAUGAGAAAAAGAAGGAACUGCAAACUGUGAAGGCCAACUUGGUCCAGCUCCUAAAGCAAUGGCUGGAGAUUGAAAAUGAGAUCGAAAAUCCAAGAAGUGACUUCAACAAUCGCAUUGAAUCGAUUGAGUGCAAUCUCGCCAAGACAUUCGAGUUGAUCAAAUCGCAGAUUUAA
Molecule: messenger RNA, 2619 nt
Organism: Caenorhabditis bovis
Lineage: Eukaryota; Metazoa; Nematoda; Chromadorea; Rhabditida; Rhabditidae
Source: the annotation of a GenBank genome assembly